AUGCCCACGGAUACAGAAGCAGGCAUGGUCCAUACUUCGAUGGAUUUAGAGAAGACUGACAUUGUGGACUGGGAUGGUCCUGAUGACCCUGAUAAACCUCAGAAUUGGAAGAAGUCACUGAAGCUGCAGCAUGUACUCUUUGUCAGCGCCUUCACCUUAUACUCAAAUCUUGCCGCAGUCAUGUUUGCUCCGGGCGCUGCAGAUCUCGUCAAGGACUUCCAUGUCACUAGCACUAUUGUCGCCUCUUUUACCGUGUCCAUCUACCUUCUCGGAUACGUCCUAGGCCCUCUUCUUCUUUCCUCCAUGUCGGAAAUUUACGGCCGUUUGCUCAUCUACCACUUUAGUAAUGUCGGAUAUAUCUCAUUCACAAUUGGCUGCGCGUUAAGCAGGGACACGGCUAUGUUUUUGGUAUUUCGCUUCAUUUGUGGUUGCUCAGCCUCGGCUCCAAUGGUUGUUGGAGGAGGGACCAUUGCAGACCUUUAUCCUGCGAGUGAACGUGGCAAAGCGAUGGCUCUAUUCGGCCUUGGUCCCCUUCUUGGCCCAGUCAUCGGCCCAGUGAUAGGCGGUUUUGUGACCGAGUACCUCGGAUGGCGGUGGACGUUUUGGUUAAUAUUGAUCCUGUCUGGUUGCAUCUCCCUCCUUGCCCUUAUACUAAUGCGAGAAACAUUCGAGCCCGUUCUCCUUGAGCGCAAGGCAGCUACUAUGCGCAAGGCAACCGGUAACCAUCAAUUGCAGGCUCGAACUUUUAAGGAAGACCGUACAAUGUCUCAGAUCUUUGCACGCGCCACAAUACGACCUCUCAGAAUGCUGCUGUCUCCAAUCGUCCUCCCAUUCUCCCUUUACUGCGCCUUCAUGUUCGGUCUUAUCUACCUGCUCUUCACCACUUUCCCAGAUGUAUUCGAGGUAACAUACGGCUUCGCCACCGACAUUUCUGGUCUUGCGUAUCUAGGUCUCGGAGUUGGUAUGAUAAUCAGCAUCGCGCUUUUUGCUAUUCUCAGCGAUAAACUACUCAAGCAGCCGCGUGAGGGAACUCUUGAACGACCGGAGCUACGUCUCAUUCUUAUGAUUUGGUCGUUCCCUGUCGUUCCUAUCGGUUUCUUCUGGUGCGGAUGGAGUGCGGACAAAGUUACUCAUUGGAUUGUUCCAAUCCUGGGUACCAUUUUUAUCGGGCUCGGGGCAUUCCUCAUCCUCAUGCCCGCCCAGUUGUACCUGGUUGAUGCAUUUGGAUCCGAAACAGCCGCAUCCGCCUUAGCAGCAAAUACAAUCCUGAGGAGUCUGUUCGGUGCAUUGUUACCCCUGGCAGGAACACCCAUGUAUGACUCUCUGGGUCUUGGUUGGGGAAACAGCUUGUUAGCUUUCAUUGGCCUAUCAUUCACUCCUCUUCCGUUUGUCUUUUACAAGUAUGGAGAAACACUAAGGACCAAAUUCCCCCUCAAAUUCUGA
Messenger RNA from Penicillium taxi, 1443 nucleotides. Its product is annotated as MFS transporter. Gene Ontology annotation, molecular function: transmembrane transporter activity. The record is from RefSeq and is a predicted model, not a curated record. Gene Ontology annotation, biological process: transmembrane transport. Lineage: Eukaryota; Fungi; Ascomycota; Eurotiomycetes; Eurotiales; Aspergillaceae. The coding region runs from base 1 to 1443 and encodes 480 amino acids. The transcript has 3 exons.